GCCACGAUGCUGCUGCUGCCGCCGCUGCUGCUGCUGCUGCUGGGCGCCGCGCUGGCCCCGGGCAGCGCCUUCAACCUGGACGUGGAGCGCCCGGCCGUCUACUCGGGCCCGGCCGGCAGCUACUUCGGCUUCGCCGUGGACUUCUUCUCCCCCGACCCGCUCUCGACAUAUCUUUUGGUGGGAGCUCCCAAAGCCAACACUAGCCAGCACAACAUCAUAGAGGGAGGGCAGGUGCUCAAGUGCAGCUGGAACUCCAACAGGAACUGCCAGCCCAUUGUGUUUGAUGCCACAGGUAACAGAGACUUUGCUCCUGGUGAUCCAUUGGAAUUUAAGUCUCAUCAGUGGUUUGGAGCCUCUGUGAGAUCCCAAAAUGACAAAAUCCUGGCCUGUGCCCCACUGUACCACUGGAGAACUGAAACAAAACAAGAGAGAGAGCCUGUAGGAACUUGUUACCUGCUUGCUGGGUCCAAAUUUGUGGAAUAUGCUCCCUGCAGGUCAACAACUAUUGAUGCAGAUGGACAGGGAUUUUGUCAAGGUGGAUUUAGCAUUGACUUCACAAAGGGAGACAGAGUGCUGCUGGGAGGACCUGGAAGUUUUUACUGGCAAGGCCAGCUGAUUUCUGACAGAGUGACAGAGAUUGUGGCAAAGUAUGACUCCAAAGUCUACAGCACCAAGUAUGAUGACCAGCUAGCCACCAGGCCUGCCAGUGCUGCUUUUGAUGACAGCUACUUGGGUUAUUCAGUGGCUGUUGGAGACUUCAAUGGUGAUGGCAUCGAAGAUUUUGUGUCAGGAGUCCCACGGGCAGCAAGAACUUUGGGCAUGGUGUCCAUUUACAAUGGGAAAAACAUGUCCUCCAUGUACAACUUCACUGGAGAGCAGAUGGCUGCCUAUUUUGGGUAUUCGGUGGCUGCCACAGAUAUCGAUGGGGACAAUUACACAGAUCUGUUUAUUGGAGCCCCUCUUUUUAUGGAUCGAAGCUCAGAUGGGAAGCUUCAGGAGGUUGGCCAAGUAACCAUCUGCCUUCAGCGAGCCUCGGGAGGGUUUCAGACAGCAAAGCUGAACGGCUUUGAGAUCUUUGCACGGUUCGGCAGCUCCAUCGCGCCCCUGGGGGACCUGGAUCAGGAUGGCUUCAACGACAUUGCAGUUGCUGCUCCAUAUGGUGGAGAGGACAAGAGAGGGCUGGUGUACAUCUACAACGGAGGAGCGAGUGGUUUGAAUGCCAUCCCGUCCCAGGUCCUGGAAGGGCAGUGGGCUGCUCGCACCAUGCCCCCCAGCUUUGGGUACUCCCUGAAAGGAGCCACAGAUGUGGACAAAAAUGGAUAUCCAGACUUGAUUGUUGGAGCCUUUGGUGUUGACACAGCUGUUCUGUACAGGGCAAGACCAGUUAUUAGAGUAAAUGCUGCCCUGGAAGUUAAUCCGACCAUUCUAAACCCAGAAAACAAAGCCUGUUCACUGGGAGAUGUAAAAGUUUCUUGCUUCAAAGUGAAGUUCUGCUUAAAGGCGGAUGGCAAAGGAAAGCUCCCCAACUCACUCAAUUUCCAGGUGGAGCUGCUGCUGGACAAGCUGAAGCAGAAAGGAGCCAUCAGGAGAGCUCUGUUUCUGCACAGCAAACAGCCCAGCCACUCCAAGAACAUGACCAUUACUAAGGGGGGCAAAAUGAACUGCGAGGAACUCGAUGCCUUCUUGAGGGAUGAAUCUGAGUUCAGAGACAAGCUGACUCCCAUCACCAUUUUCAUGGAAUAUCGCCUGGAUUACAGAACAGCUGCAGAUGCCACAGGACUGCACCCUAUCCUCAACCAGUUCACUCCUGCCAACAUGAGCAGACAGGCCCAUAUCCUGCUGGAUUGUGGGGAUGAUAACAUCUGCAAACCAAAGCUGGAGGUGUCAGUAGAAAGUGACCAGAAGCAGAUCUACAUUGGUGAUGACAACCCCCUGACCCUGAUUGUCAGUGCCCAGAACCAGGGGGAGGGAGCCUAUGAGGCCGAGCUCUUCGUGGUGGUUCCUCCCCAGGCGGAUUUCAUUGGCGUCGUUCGCAACAACGAGGCUUUGGCCAGACUGUCAUGUGCAUUUAAAACAGAGAAUCAGACUCGCAUGGUGGUUUGUGACCUGGGCAAUCCCAUGAAAGCAGGAACUAAGCUCCUGGCUGGCCUGCGUUUCAGCGUGCACCAGCAGUCUGAGAUGGACACCUCUGUCAAGUUCGACUUGCAGAUCCGGAGUUCCAACCUGUAUGACAACCUGAGCCCGGUAGCAUAUUAUCAGGCUGACCUUGCUAUUUCAGCAGCUGUUGAAAUUAGAGGUGUCUCGUCCCCUGACCACAUAUUCCUUCCCAUUGCAAACUGGCAGCCCAAGGAGAACCCUGAAACAGAAGAUGACAUUGGGCCUCUGGUUCAGCACAUCUAUGAGCUGAGAAACAAUGGUCCAAGUGCAUUCAGCAAGGUGAUGAUGACUCUGCAGUGGCCUUACAAAUACAAAAACAACACACUCUUGUACAUUGUGCAGUAUGAAAUUGAUGGUCCCAUGAACUGCACUUCUGACAUGGAAAUCAACCCACUGAAAAUUAAGGUUUCUGCUUCCAAGGAAGAUGAGAGGAAUGAGACCCUUGGCAGGGAGGAGCAGCGCGGGCACCGCGUCAGCCGGAGGGACGCGGCUGCCGCGGAGGGGGACGUGCACACCCUGGGCUGUGGAACUGCUGACUGUUUGAAGAUUGUCUGCCAAGUUGGCCACCUGGAGAGGGGAAAGAGUGCAAUAUUGUAUUUAAAAUCACGCCUUUGGACCCAAACUUUCAUGAAUAAAGAAAAUCAGAAUCAUUCCUACUCUCUGAAAUCAUCUGCUUCCUUCAGUGUUAUAGAGUUCCCUUAUAAGAACCUUUCCUUUGAAGAUAUUCACAAUUCUACAGUUGUUGCUACAAAUAUCACAUGGGGCAUUCAGCCCCAGCCCAUGCCUGUGCCAGUGUGGGUUAUCAUUCUGGCUGUGCUAGCAGGGUUACUGCUCCUGGCUGUUCUAGUGUUUGUCAUGUACAGGAUGGGCUUUUUCAAACGUGUGAGGCCACCUCAGGAAGAACAAGAAAGAGAGCAGCUGCAACCACAUGAGAACGGGGAGGGAACGUCAGAAGCUUAAGCAGAGUUUUAUCUGUAAGACAUUCUCAAGUGUACACUUGCCUACAUCUUGGUUACAAAUAUUGGCUUCCCCCUUCAUGAGCAAACACUCAGCACUGCAGAGCUGCUGGU
Molecule: messenger RNA, 3227 nt
Organism: Melozone crissalis (California towhee)
Lineage: Eukaryota; Metazoa; Chordata; Aves; Passeriformes; Passerellidae
Gene: ITGAV
Product: integrin subunit alpha V
Exons: 30
Coding region: 7-3117 (1036 amino acids)
Biological process (GO): cell adhesion mediated by integrin; integrin-mediated signaling pathway; angiogenesis
Cellular component (GO): integrin complex; external side of plasma membrane
Molecular function (GO): integrin binding
Source: RefSeq, a predicted model, not a curated record